Messenger RNA from Nakaseomyces glabratus, 3168 nucleotides. RefSeq names its product putative ATP-dependent permease ADP1 (gene ADP1). Gene Ontology annotation, biological process: transmembrane transport. Gene Ontology annotation, cellular component: membrane. Lineage: Eukaryota; Fungi; Ascomycota; Saccharomycetes; Saccharomycetales; Saccharomycetaceae. The record is from RefSeq and is a predicted model, not a curated record. Gene Ontology annotation, molecular function: ABC-type transporter activity; ATP hydrolysis activity; ATP binding.
AUGGCCAAAUGGCCAUCUUAUAGCGGGAACCAGAUAUACGUGCCGGACACCUCAGUGCCAGAUACUUCAGUGCCGGACUCAUGUCCGCCUUGCUUCAACUGUAUGCUGCCGAUGUUUGCGUGCAGCCAGUUCUCGGAGUGUGACUCGUACACGGGCCAGUGUGAGUGUAUCCCCGGGUUCGGCGGGCUCAAUUGCUCCGAUGCCCUGUGCGGGGCGCUGGACUUGCCUAACAGAGAUAGGCCACCCAGGGCCCAGAACUUGACCUACGGCAGGGACAACUCCUGCGCGUGUGCGGACGGCUGGGGUGGCAUCAACUGUAACCUGUGUCAGAGAGACGACGUGUGCGACUCGUUCAUGCCGGACUCGUCCUUGAAAGGUACGUGCUACCGCGGAGGUGCCCUCGUGCACAAGGUAUUCCAAGGCUGCGAUGUGACCAACGAGAAGAUACUGCAGGUGCUGCAUGGGCAGAAGCCGCAGGUCACCUUCAGUUGCGACAGGGCAAAAGAGGAGUGCAACUUCCAGUUCUGGGUCGACCAGAUUGAGAGUUUCUACUGUGGCCUCGACAACUGUACUUUCGAACACAACAUAAACGACAACACCACCCACUACAAGUGUGCCAACGCACAGUGUAAGUGCGUCCCAGGGACUUUGCUGUGCGGGCUCAAGGGCUCCAUUGACAUCUCGGAGUUCUUGACCGAAACCAUCACGGGACCCGCAGAUUUCGCUUGUGAAAGAGACCAGGCCUCCGACAAGAUUGUACAGAACUGUAAGUUCAGCGAGCCUUCGAUGAACGACUUGAUAUCAACUGUGUUCGGCGACCGCUACAUCACUUUGUCGUGUAACUCAGGGGAAUGUGUACACCACAGCGAAAUUCCUGGGUAUAAGAUACCUUCCAGGAGUCCCGAUAUGACCCUCAAGGGAAGACUCAUGCUGGCUUUCACUUCGCUGGUUGUCCUGGUAGGUGUAAGCUUUGUCGCGUGGUAUGUGUCUCAAUCACCGUUAUUCAAAGCAGGUAGUAUUCAAUUGCUAAAUGCUGACUCAUUACUGGUCAAUGGAUCGGCAGAUGAAACUGAGAAUUUCUUGCAGUCUAGUAAAUCCGCAACGCUUACCUUCGAAAACAUCAAUUAUUAUGUCGCAGCAUCUGCCAACUCCAGAUCUGAUGAAAAGCAAAGAGUGCUGAAUGAUAUAUCCGGACUGGUUAAACCAGGUGAGAUAUUAUCCAUUAUGGGUGGAUCAGGUGCUGGUAAGACCACGUUGCUAGAUAUCCUAGCAAUGAAAAGGAAAACCGGUGAUGUCAGUGGCUCCAUAAGAGUCAAUGGUAAGGUAGUGUCGAGAAAGGACUAUACAAAGCUCAUUGGUUUUGUAGACCAAGAUGACUAUCUGUUGCCAACUUUAACCGUUUACGAGACUGUUUUAAAUAGCGCCCUGUUGAGACUUCCAAGGACAAUGUCCUUUGAAGCAAAACAGGCUCGUGUUUUCCACGUAUUGGAAGAACUAAGGAUAAUGGAUAUAAAAGAUCGUAUUGUUGGUAAUGACUUUGAAAGGGGUAUCAGUGGUGGUGAAAAAAGACGUGUAUCUAUUGCGUGUGAACUGGUUACAUCCCCAUUAGUGCUGUUUUUGGAUGAACCUACCUCUGGCCUCGAUGCAAACAACGCUAACAAUGUUAUUGAGUGUCUUGUAAGACUGGCAAGAAAUUAUGAUAGAACAUUAGUUAUGUCAAUACAUCAGCCAAGAUCUAACAUAUUCUACAGGUUCGAUAAGCUGGUCUUAUUGAGUCGUGGUGAAUUGGUUUAUUCUGGAGAGGCUUUAAGAGUUAAUGAGUUUUUGAAAAACAAUGGUUACCAAUGUCCAUCAAAUUACAAUAUUGCAGAUUACCUUAUUGAUAUAACUUUUGAGUCUGGAGACAAGAAGAAAAAGAAAUCAAAAGCUAGUCAUAUUCUAAGCGAAAUAUUACCUGACUUAGAAGUUGGAACACCAGCGAACGAAGAUGGUCAUGAUCAUGCAGCAGAAAUACUCGGUGGAGGAGACGAUAGAAGUGGAUCGAUUAGUACUGCUACCCAGAGGGAAUGGGAGCACUAUGCAACUCACAGAGAAGAAAUCAGUACCUUACUGCGUCAUGAAACUGAAGAAAAUCUAGAAAAUGAAAUACAAAGUGCGGGGGACUUAAACACCAUAAUAUUGUCAAAGAAAUUUAAGGAUGGCCAAUAUUAUGGAGAAUUAAAGUUUAAUAUUGAGGAGAUUAAGAGAGAAGCAAACCCAACUGGAGAAACAAACACUACAUCCGAAACCAGUAGCACAUCUUUCGAGAUUCCUACUACUUUGAAGGCAGCUUCCUUUUCUGAGCAGCUGUCCAUUCUUUGUUCAAGGUCAUUCAAGAAUAUAUAUAGAAACCCUAAACUUUUGCUCGGUAAUUACUUACUCACUGUUUUGCUAGGUGUUUUCUUAGGAGUAUUAUACUAUAAGGUUGAAAAUGAUAUCAGUGGUUUUCAGAACCGUAUGGGUUUGUUCUUCUUUAUUCUGACAUAUUUUGGCUUUGUAACUUUUACAGGCUUAAGUUCGUUUGCUUUGGAGAGAAUUAUUUUCCUUAAGGAGAGAUCGAAUAACUAUUAUUCCCCAUUGGCAUAUUACGGCAGCAAAAUACUUGUUGACGUUAUUCCAUUGAGAGUGAUUCCUCCAAUCCUGUUGUGUAUGAUCGUUUACCCACUAGUAGGUUUGAAUAUGAGAGAUGAUGCAUUUUUCAAAUGUAUUGGUAUUCUGGUUCUUUUCAACCUUGCUAUUUCGAUGGAGAUUUUGACAAUUGGUAUAAUAUUUGAAGACCUAAAUAACUCGAUUGUCAUAAGUGUCUUGGUUUUACUAGCCUCAUUACUUUUCAGCGGUUUGUUUAUUAACACAAAAGAUAUUACAAACAUGGCUUUCAAGUAUCUCAAAAACUUUUCAGUGUUCUAUUAUGCAUACGAAGCUCUGUUGAUAAAUGAGGUAAAAACCUUGAUGUUGAGAGAAAGAAAGUAUGGAUUAAAUAUUGAGGUGCCCGGAGCCAUUAUUUUAAGCACAUUUGGAUUCCAAGUACAAAAUCUUGUAUUUGACAUAAAAACUCUGGCAUUGUUCAACGCCAUUUUCUUGGUGUUGGGCUACUUAGCAUUGAAAUUAAUAGUAGUAGAACAAAAAUAG